Molecule: messenger RNA, 1212 nt
Organism: Penicillium malachiteum
Lineage: Eukaryota; Fungi; Ascomycota; Eurotiomycetes; Eurotiales; Aspergillaceae
Product: TauD/TfdA family dioxygenase
Exons: 4
Coding region: 1-1212 (403 amino acids)
Molecular function (GO): oxidoreductase activity
Source: RefSeq, a predicted model, not a curated record
AUGUCUACAACUCAGACCAUUACAAAGCCCACUCAGCCUGAUAUCCAGUACCACCCCGACUGGACGAAGUAUCAGGCACGCUCUCAGCGCCGCAAGGAAACCGAGUCUUUACAGACAACUUUACCCGCAGGAUUUCCUGAAAAGCUUGUCUCUCCCCUUGUAUGGGAAGGGAAAGACAUUGAGAACCGCAGUGACUGGAUUUACCAACUCACUGAUGCCCAGCUUGAUGAAAUCGAUGCGGCUUUAAACAGCUUUAAAGCCCUCAAAAAGCCUCUGGGACACAUUAAUCAAUCUACCUUUCCUCUUCCCAGCCUUCAUUCAGCAUUGAGAGACCUUGCAAACGAGCUGCACAAUGGCCGAGGCUUCUUUGUCCUCCGAGGACUGCGCAUCGAUAGCUAUUCUCGGGAGGAUAAUGUUAUCAUAUACACUGGCGUUUCCUCGCAUAUAGGCAGUAUCCGGGGUCGCCAACAAGAUACAAGAUUGCAAAAUGGAACAUCUCCCAUGAUUUCUCACAUCAAGGAUAUUACCAAAUUGGUUGAGAAAGGAAAGAUCGGCGCUCCAUCGAACACAUCACAUAAGCAAGUUUUCCAUACAGACGCAGGGGAUAUCAUCUCUCUGCUGUGCCUAAGUCCUGCCGCUGAAGCAGGUGAAAGCUACAUCUCGAGUAGCUGGAACGUGUACAAUAUUCUUGCAAAGGAGCGUCCUGACUUAAUUCACACCCUUUCUCAAGACUGGCCUGUUGACGGGUUCGGUAAUGCCCAGAGACCAUACACCCUCCGUCCUCUUUUGUAUCAUCAAUCAGCAACAGACAGCACCCCCGAGCGCGUUCUCAUCCAGUAUGCCCGACGAUACUUCACAGGGUUUCUUGCGCAGGCCCGAUCUGCCGAUAUCCCUCCAAUCAGCGAGGCGCAGGCGGAGGCUUUAGAUACUCUGCAUUUCCUGGCAGAGAAGCAUCGUGCCACACUCGACUUUCAGAAGGGGGAUGUUCAAUAUGUGAAUAAUCUCAGCAUCUUUCAUGCACGAAAUGGAUAUAAGGAUGCGCCAGGCAAGGAACGACAUCUUUUGCGACUCUGGUUGCGGGACCCGGAGAACGCCUGGAAGACACCGGAGCCACUGCAGCAUCGCUGGGAUACUGUCUUUAAGGAUAUUACUGAGGAGGAACAGGCUUUCCCUCUUGAAGCUGGCAGCUUGCGAAAGACUGUUGGGUCCUAA